Messenger RNA from Neoarius graeffei (lesser salmon catfish), 2184 nucleotides. RefSeq names its product M-phase phosphoprotein 10 (U3 small nucleolar ribonucleoprotein) (gene mphosph10). Gene Ontology annotation, biological process: rRNA processing. The coding region runs from base 19 to 2079 and encodes 686 amino acids. Gene Ontology annotation, cellular component: sno(s)RNA-containing ribonucleoprotein complex; small-subunit processome; Mpp10 complex. Lineage: Eukaryota; Metazoa; Chordata; Actinopteri; Siluriformes; Ariidae. The record is from RefSeq and is a predicted model, not a curated record. The transcript has 11 exons.
GGUCACACGCGUGCAGUCAUGGCGCAUGGGACUGUGAGCAAAACGCUGGAGAAGUGUUUACAGAUUUUAAACCGCAGUACAGCGCAGCCCGAGCUGUUUCUAAAUGUACAGGAUGACUUGGCAGCACACUUCACAUCCCUCACAAAGACCCUGUAUGAUUUGCACAAAGCCCAUAAACUGAAAAGAUGGAAGGGGAGUCCACUGGAGCAGCUGGUGGUGAAGAACUUUGACGAGGAACAGAUCUGGCAGGAGCUCGAGCUUCAGAACACGGCUGUGCUCUCUCACUUUGAGGACGCAGUAAGCAAGGCUGUCACAGAUGACACACUGACGCUUCUGGAAGAAUCAGAGGAAGAAGAAGAGGAUGAUGAUGGUGGAGGUGGCCAUGAUAUUGAGAAGGAGGAAGAAGAGGAGGAGGAGGAGGAAGAGGAGGAGGAGGAAGAAGAAGAAGAGGAGGAGGAGGAAGAAGAAGAAGAGGAGGGUGGUAACAAAAGAAAAAAUGGACUUAAGCCCAAGUCAUCUGUGUCCAGCGACGAGGAGGACCUUUACGACGAGGACUCGGAUAUUGAUUUUGAUGUCGAUAAAUUAGAAAAACAAUCCAAGCAAAAAAAGAAAACAGAAACCAAGACACCUAAAUCUAGGACUGUGUCAGAAGUGGACGAUCAGUUUUUUAAACUAUCAGAAAUGGAGGCUUUUCUGGAUGAUAUGGACAAGAGGGAAGGGAAAGAACCUCCAGGUGAGGAAAUUGACUACUUUCAGGACCUGCCCUCUGAUGAGGAUGAUGAACUUUCAUUUGAUAAACCUGCUGCAUCAAAGAGUAAGAAAAAGUUGAAAAGUUCCAGAAAUGUGAAAUACAAAGAUUACUUUGUGGAUGAGGAUCCUGCUCAACACAAGUCACCUAAGGAAGGUGAGUCAGCGCCGGAAGAUGAGGAUGAAGAGGACAUGGACAUGGACGGAGAGGAUUCAGAUGAAGGUGACGCUGAGAGCCAGAAAGCCAGAGACGCUUUGCGGAAAGUGACCUUUGACCUCCCCAGUGAGAGUGAAGGCGAGGAUAUGGAGGACAUUCUGGGAGGGAGGUCUAAAAAUGUACCGAAGCCAGAUACCAAGUCAGCAUUUGAGAAAAGACAGGAAAAGAUGGCAGAGAAGAUCAGUGAGUUGGAGAAGGCAGCGUUAGCGGAGAAGCCAUGGCAGCUGAGCGGAGAGGUGACGGCACAGACUCGGCCAGAGAACAGCAUGCUGGAGGAGGAUGUGGAUUUUGAUCAAGCAUCUCGGAUGGCGCCUGCGGUUACGGAGGAGACGACGCUGCAGCUUGAAGAGAUCAUCAAGCAGAGAAUAAAAGACCAGGCCUGGGACGAUGUUGUGAGGAAGGAGAAGCCAAAGGAAGAGGCAUUCGAGUAUAAGAAAAGGCUGACGCUGGACCACGAAAAGAGCAAGCUGAGUCUGGCUGAAGUUUACGAGCAGGAGUACAUCAAGCAGAACCAGGGCAAGACUGAGGAAGAGGAGAAUCUGGCUCAUGUAGAAAUUCAGAAGCUUAUGGACUCACUCUUCCUCAAACUGGAUGCACUUUCCAACUUCCACUUUACACCAAAACCACACAUUCCUGAGGUGAAGGUGGUGUCCAAUCUGCCUUCGAUCACGAUGGAGGAAGUGGCUCCAGUCAGCGUCAGCAACGCCACUCUUUUGGCUCCUGAGGAAAUCAAGGAGAAGAACAAGGCUGGAGCCAUUCUCGGUGACUCGGAGAAAACAGCCACCGAUAAGAAACGGGAGAGACGCAAGAAGAAGAAGCUGAAGCGGGUGAAGAUCCAGGAACGUGAGAAGAGGAAGAAGCUUAAAGAAGCUGCGAGUGAAGGAAAGAUCAAGAAAAAGUCAAAGGCACAAGUGGAAGAGACUCUGAAGAAACUUACGAAAGGAGGGAAAGCCAAAGUGCUCACGGAUGAUGGGAUGGACAAAGCACUGCGCUCGUCUCAAGCCUUCUUCUCCCAACUUCAAGACCAAGUCAGGAGUCAGAUCAAGGGCUCAAAGGAUCAGGCUGCCAAAAAGAAGAAACAGAAAGAGGUUUCUGCCAGCAAGCUGAAGUUAUAGUUUUUGUGUAUUAUGUACAGUUUCUCUUGCAAAGACAAGAAUAAAUUGAGCUCGUAUCUCCACAUGAUCAUUUAUAUUAAAAUGGUUUUGUCAUAUUUAAAUACA